AAAAUCCCAAAACAAAAACGCCGAUCCAUUUCAAAUUUCGAAGUCACUUGUCAGAAUCAACAGUUCAAUAAGCAGUUAUUUUCUAUUUUUUACUGCUGUGUUUUAUGUUACGCAGUUUAUCGGCGAGAGUAUAUUUUCAACUUCCCAAGCAGAUUAUUUCUCGAACGGCAGUGAUGGAGUACACACUGAGCGAAGGUACCAAGGGCGACAAGGAACCCUUGCAGCGUGAAGAUCCCGUUACAGAUCCAGCCAAGUUUGGCGUGCAUCCGCUGCCUCCGGAAUCCAUCGCCAGUACCCAAACUGGCGACAAGGUAACCGAUAUGCAGUCCACAUCAAUGGAGGAGAAACAUCGGACGCAGCAAAGUAAACCUUACUGAAGCCUCUGAACGAAGAGAUAUGCUUGGUGGAAUUUUGUUUUUUGUUCCCAAAUUGACUGUUUUAGUGGAUUAAUUCUCAUAACAGCAUAGUAUGUAAGCGAAUGAUGUUUUUAGUAGCUUUUUGGUUAAUUGGAGAGAUGUGAUGAUCUUCGUACUGGAUCCAUUGCAGUUGCCGUUUGUUGUUUAUUAACUCGUUUUCUAACGACGUGAACCAUCGACGAAUUUCAACAAAACACUGGAAAUAUA
Molecule: messenger RNA, 623 nt
Organism: Paramacrobiotus metropolitanus
Lineage: Eukaryota; Metazoa; Tardigrada; Eutardigrada; Parachela; Macrobiotidae
Exons: 2
Coding region: 105-377 (90 amino acids)
Source: RefSeq, a predicted model, not a curated record